CUGUGUAGGUUUGUGGGUUCCCAAUAUUAAAUCAUAGUGUAAAACAAAAGCAAAACUGCUCCAUUAUAUGCCCAACCCCUCUAAUAAAUCCACUAAUGUUACAGACUUUCUUUCAUAACACAAAUACACCUAUACCUAAAAUGGCUCCAUUGAGAACCUGUUUGGCAUUACUGUCUCUGCUUGUGCUGGCCAGUUCGUCAGGCGCAAAGGGUUAUGAACCAGACCUGAUUUCUACUGCUUGUAAUCGGACAUUACACCAGGAAUUAUGCAUUUCUUCGUUGAGAUCAGACCCUCGAUCCCACUCAUCAGAUCUCGAGGGGCUAGCGGAGAUAGCGCUGAACAUUAGUACAAUUCACGGCGUCCAAACGCUGUCUUACAUUAAUCAUUUGAAGUCUAAUGUUGGUGGGAAUGUGAGUGAGUAUGUGUUGACUUGCUUGAGUGACUGCAUGGAAGAAUACAGUGAAGCCAUUGAUAAGCUGGAAGACUCAGUUGGUGCUCUGAUGAACAGAUCUUUUGAUGAUCUUGUUACGUUUGUGACUGCUGCAAUGACUGAUUCAGACACUUGUGAGGAAGGGUUUGAGGAGAAUCCAGAGGAGGUGUCUCCUUUGACUAAGAGAAAUCAGGAUUUUAGUAUGUUGUGUAGUAAUUUCUUGGCAAUCACUACUCUUCUUCAUGACUAGUAGAUGAUCUAUGUCUUAAUUUUUAAAUUUGCUUCUCCAUGUGAUUAUUCUUCAA
Molecule: messenger RNA, 735 nt
Organism: Tripterygium wilfordii
Lineage: Eukaryota; Viridiplantae; Streptophyta; Magnoliopsida; Celastrales; Celastraceae
Product: putative invertase inhibitor
Exons: 1
Coding region: 96-680 (194 amino acids)
Biological process (GO): negative regulation of catalytic activity
Molecular function (GO): enzyme inhibitor activity
Source: RefSeq, a predicted model, not a curated record